GGGGCGGCCCUGGGGCGGGCGGUGCUGGCGGCCGCGCCAUCGCGGGGAGUGCUGGCCCGAGAUGGCGGCGGCGGGAGGCGGGUAGCGGGGGCGCGUUCGGCCCGGCCAUGCACUUCUCCAUUCCCGAGACCGAGACCCGCGCCGGGGACGGCGGCGCCGCCGCCUACGUGGCCUACAACAUCCACGUGAACGGGGUGCUGCACUGCCGGGUGCGCUACAGCCAGCUCCUGGGCCUGCACGAGCAGUUGAGGAAGGAGUAUGGCGCCAACGUGGUCCCGGCCUUUCCCCCAAAGAAGAUCUUCACGCUCACCCCAGCGGAGGUAGAGCAGCGACGGGAGCAGCUGGAGAAGUACAUGCAGGCUGUGCGGCAGGACCCGACGCUGGGAGGCAGCGAGACCUUCAACAGCUUCCUGCGCAAGGCCCAGCAGGAGACGCAGCAGAUCCCCACAGAGGAGGUGGUGCUGGAAGUGCUGCUCUCUAACGGGCAGAGGGUCAAGGUCACCAUCCUUACGUCGGACCAGACAGAGGAUGUCCUUGAGGCUGUGGCCUCCAAGCUGGAUCUGCCAGAUGACCUGGUUGGCUACUUCAGCCUCUUUCUAGUGAGACAGACCAAGGAUGGAGCAUUCUCCUUUGUGCGGAAGCUGCAGGAGUUUGAGCUGCCGUACGUGUCAGUCACCAGCCUGCACAACCCUGAGUUCCAGAUCAUCCUGCGCAAGAGCUACUGGGACUCGGCCUAUGAUGACGAUGUGAUGGAGCAUCGUGUGGGGCUGAACUUGCUGUAUGCGCAGACGGUGUCAGACAUUGAACACGGAUGGAUCCUUGUUAACAAGGAGCAGCACCGGCAGCUGAAGUCCCUGCAAGAAAAGGUCUCCAAGAAGGAGUUCAUCCGCCUGGCGCAGACCCUCAAGUACUACGGCUAUCUCAAGUUCGACCCCUGUGUCACCGACUUCCCUGAGAAGGGCUGCCAUGUCGUUGUCAGCGCCGGCAACAACGAGCUCAACUUCCAGGUGCGGCUGCCAAACGAGCAGAUCAAAGAGGGCAGCUUCAAGGUCACACGCAUGCGGUGCUGGCGGGUCACGUCCUCGGUGCCGAUGAGCAAUGGCCCUUCGGGGAGCAGCCCAGGGAAGUCUGAGGUGAAGCUGGAGCUGGCUUUUGAGUACCUGAUGAGCAAGGACCGGCUGCAAUGGGUCACCAUCACCAGCCCACAGGCCAUCAUGUUGAGCAUCUGCUUGCAGUCCAUGGUAGAUGAGCUGAUGGUGAAAAAAUCUGGAGGCAGCAUCCGCAAGAUGUUCCGGCGGCGGGUGAACGGGGCCCUGCGGCGCUCAGACAGCCAGCAAGCUGUGAAGUCACCCCCGCUGCUGGACUCCCCUGAUGCCUCCUGGGAGCCCAUGGCCAAACUCUCGAGCAAGCUCACUUCUGUCAGCCUGCGGGGGAUCAGCCACUCCAGCUCUGCGAACGAUGUGGGUGCUAAUGACUUCCACGGCAAUUACGCCUUUGAGGGCAUUGGCGAUGAGGAUCUGUAGUGCCCCCUUCCCAGGACAGCCCCGGCCUGAGCAAGGGCCUUCGCCGAGGAAUGUACGACCUGCAGCCAGGUUGCAAUCAACGUGCCUCUCACCUGCUACAUCCACCUUUCCCUGCUCCCCGGGGCUGGGAGCUCACCCCCAGCCCGCCACUGCCUUCGGGGUGGGGGCAGCUGAACUCCUCCCGCUGCUGGCUCCAGCUGGGAGAGGGCUAGUGUGACCUGAACGGUUUGCCUGGGCAGAGCCCUGGAGCUGCAGUGCAGGGCCUGGCCCAGCACGGGGGCAGAGCUGCUCCUGUCCCAGCUGGGAAGGCCUGGCCCAGCCUGGGGGCAGACCCAGGCAGGCUCCAUAAUGCCAAAAUAGCAUUUAGGUUUGUGCUCUGAGACAGAGUGCAGUAAGCUGUCUCGGGGGGCUCCGCGCAGAGUCCCCUCUAACCCGCUCAUAGACGCCAGCGUAAUCUAGGCUUGUAACCACGUAUCUCCUGCUGCUCAGCCCGACAGAGCAUUAAUGGACAGUAACUGAUGUUUACACACUGCAGCAAUGAUUAAAAUGGAUCCUGAUUGGUA
This is a messenger RNA of Oenanthe melanoleuca, 2086 nucleotides long. It is a transcript of the gene SNX17, whose product is annotated as sorting nexin 17. The coding region runs from base 108 to 1523 and encodes 471 amino acids. Gene Ontology annotation, molecular function: phosphatidylinositol binding. NCBI's taxonomy places the organism in Eukaryota, Metazoa, Chordata, Aves, Passeriformes, Muscicapidae. The record is from RefSeq and is a predicted model, not a curated record. The transcript is spliced from 15 exons. Gene Ontology annotation, cellular component: early endosome. Gene Ontology annotation, biological process: intracellular protein transport; signal transduction.